UGCCCCGCACUGCCGCUGCUGACGUGUUGUUUACAUCUGACAGGUGGCGGCGGGCGGCUGGCGAUGUGUCGGUGGGUGGCAGCCUGCAGUGUGUUGACCCUGGAAGCUUGACGUUCAACACCAGGUUGUGGAGAUUCUGCGCGAGACGUGACAGCACUGGACAUCAGGGGCAGGCAGCAGCAGCAGCACUGCAGCAGCGUGAGGCGGCAUGACCUGAGUCUGGGUGGUGAGGAGGCGGCCACAGGUGAGACUCCAUCAGGCGGUGGUGUGUUCAGUCCAUUGGUAUGUGAUGUAAUUAGUGUGCACCAAUGCCGCCACGUAGGAGUGUGUACCACACCGGGCAGUAGCUGUCGCCUUGCCUGGGAUACUGAUGCACAGUGUUUGCUUGUACUGCACACUGGCACUGACACCCCAGCACGCGGCACUGUAAGAUUGUGUGCCAGGACUGCUGCUUCCUCGAGGUAAAGUUACAUUUUGUUAAUUGCUCUGACGUAUAGUGAUAUGUUGGGUGGCACUGAUGUGUGGUUGACAUUAGGUAGCACUCUGACCUAUAGAGACCCAUUGGAUGGCAUUCUGUGGUAUGGUGACACAUUGGGUGGCAUUCUAAGGUAAAGUGACAUAGUAGGUAGGUGGCACUCUGAGGUUGCACAGUGGUGGGGUGUUGAGAGAAGUAACACUGUUGCUGGUGUGGUCUACAUUGUAAUGGAAGUGUCUUGCAUCUCAGCUGUGUAACUGCAGGCUUAACAUUCAUAGAAGACUGUAAUAUUGUACUGAUUUCUAUAUAGUAUGUACUUAUACAUCGGGUUUCCUUCCUGUGAGUGUUUGGAGAUAAAUGAAACAUGGAUGUGUUGCAGAAGCAUCAUGGGAGCAACAUCUGCCAUCGUGCUGGUGUUUGUCGGGUGUUGCACCAAUGUGGUGUUCCUGGAGCUUCUGGUCAAGGAGGAGCCAGGCAGUGGGAACAUCAUCACCUGUGCCCAGUUUGUCUUCAUCGCUCUUUAUGGCUUCCUGUUCACCACACAGCUGGGCACCAAGAAGAAUGUUGUCCCCAUCAGGGACUACAUGGUGCUGGUGGUGCUGUUCUUUGUGGUCAACGUCUGCAACAACCUGGCAUUUGCAUUCAAAAUCUCUAUGCCGCUCCAUAUGAUAUUCCGCAGUGGAGGCCUCAUUGCCAACAUGGUGAUGGCAGUGGUGGUGCUUGGCCGCCGUUACUCACCCUCCAAGUGUCUCAGUGUGGGCAUGAUCACCCUCGGCACCCUCGUGUGUACCUACGCGUCUGCCCAGACCCUGUAUGAAGGUGGAGGAGGAGGAAGUAGUGACGGAGGCAGUGGUGAGGACAGUGGAGUCGUGGUGCCCAGUUUGAUGACCUGGCUGGGAGGCAUUGCCUUGCUGACCUUUGCUCUGUUCCUAUCAGCCAGAAUGGGCAUCUUCCAGGAGUGUUUGUAUGCCCGCUAUGGCAAGCACCCGUGGGAGGCUCUGUUCUAUAUUCACGCACUCUCCCUUCCUGGCUUCCUGCUGACAGUGGGCAGCAUAGCAGACCAUGCCCAGAGGUUCACCUCCUCCACCCCCCUGCCCUCUCUGGCCUCUGUACCAGUGUUGUCAGCCAUUCCUCACAUGUGGCUCUAUCUCCUGGGCAACACCCUCACACAGUUUGUGUGCAUCAGCUCUGUGUUCCGGCUCACCUCAGAGUGCACCUCCCUCACCGUCACGCUGGUGCUCACUCUACGCAAGUUUCUUUCUCUUCUCUUCUCCAUCGCAUACUUCUGCAACCCCUUCACUGUCACUCACUGGCUGGGCACAGCACUUGUGUUUGGCGGCACUCUGGUCUUCUCUGAGGUGCCAGACAAGCUGAGGGAAGCAGUGGCACCCUCACCUCCUGUGGCAGCUACCACCACCACCACCACCAAGAAGACUGACUAAUGGGUGAGAGAGAAAGAGAGAGAGAGAGAGGACAGGUGGUUGGAAUUGAUUGGAUAGAGACAGGCAAUGUAUGUAAAAACAGAUUGCAAUUUACAGAUGUCUCAUUUUUAGAUAUAAAAAGUUACAGAAGAAAUGAUUAUGACACUUAUUCUGAUUUUCAGGUGCAGACUUUGGAUACAUAAUCAAGAAACUCAAAUAUUGAUCUCAGAGUUAUACAUUGAAUAUAAGAAUAUACAACAUAUUAUUUAUAGUUAAUAUGAAUUUACAUAUUUUCUCUUUAUGAGCUGUUUUUUAAGAUAAUGACUCCUUUGUAGGUCACAUUUCACCUGUCGUUGUUGGCUGUAGUGUUAUUGAUGUGAGUUGUAUACGUACAUAAACCAAGCUACCUGAGGAAGUGGAGAGAGUAUUAUUGUAGGAUGGCUGAGUGAAGGGGUGGGUGUUGUGGUGCUGGUAUGGGGAAUGUGUUGCUCUCUUGCUGGAAGGCAGAGGAGAAACAUGAGGGACAAGUGGAGAAGACACUUCUAUGGCACCAUUCCAUAACUAGGAUUAGGGAAAUAGCAAAAGGAAAAGAGAAGAAACGAGGCUGUGUAGUGCUGUGGUGAAACAUUCCUGUUGUGUCAGUGUAAUGAAUAAUGUGAUACCCUUGUGCUCUGCUGGCCUACUGUGGCUUUUCAUGGGUCCAUGGAGAGUGUGAAUGUUCUCUGUAGUGACAAGAUUCAUAUAAUGUAUUACUUAUUGGGGAGGCAUAGGUGAUGUUGAAGGGUGUCUGAUGCUAUUGUUGAGAUGGAGACAUUGAUGAAGUUGAGGGUUCCAUGAAGGCAGUGUUGGAGGUCGAAGGGUCUGUAAUGCUGCUGCUCUUUAAAUGUUACCUGCUUGAGAUGGAGAGGUGUUGAUGAAGUUUAAAGUUCCAUGAAGGUCAGUGUUUAAUGUUUUGCAUGUUCCCUUCACAAGCAUAGUCCUGGUGUCAGCAUUGUUUGUACAACAGGCACUAUCAUCUUACUGCUAGCAAUAAUACUCGUACACCAUCACUUACCAGGAAACAACUCGUCAUAGGCAGCUGAGUUAUAUCUGCUGUGAUGGUGAGUGGUUCUUGCCUCGCUCUGCUCCCUCUACCAUUGGCAUCUUAUUUAGUGACGAAGAGUAGAUACCACUAAGAUCCAUAUUCAGAAACACUUUUCUCUCUCAAUCAUCGUGACAGUUUUCAAAGGUCACAGAGAUGAUGAGCUCAGUUCUUGACUUUGUUUGUUUUGUUCAUAAUGUACAAAUAUUGAUUUGCCACCAAAACCUUAAAGACACUCUUCAAAACUCUUGUCCCUUCAACUAGAGCAGUGCAGAAGUGUUCCAGAAUAGUGUAUUCCUGACAGUGAUGAAUGGCACUUUUCAUUCCAUGCUUCCACUGACCUGACUUAACUAAUCACUGAAAGAUGGAGAUACAGCCAGGAGGGAUGACUGCUUCUCUCCUCAUUCCUCAUUCCAUGCUUCCACUGCUUUCAUCACCUUAUUGACAGGGAAUACAGCACAGCCGGCACUGAUGCACAGUACCCUCAUCACUCCCCUCUUCUUUCUUUGCACUGACGAGGAGUGAAGCACAGGCAGUGGUGAGGAACAGUGUGCCUCUCACUGCUUGCUUCACCAUUCAUCAUUCCAUCAGUCUUCCUUAUUCUAAGAAUGCUACCAUUGCUCCCCUCCAUGUUACUGAUUGGUCUACUCUGGAGGUAUAAGCUGUCAAUAUUCAAAGAUACGCUUGAUGUCUGUGAAUCUCAUACAAACAGUGAAACUUAAUCCAGAUGGAAAGUUGUUUUAUAUUGCAAAGUUUAUUGUUAAAUGUUGUUGUUGUUGUUGUUGUUGUUGUUGUCGUUAUAUUUAUUUCUUUGAUGUGCAUACUUGGUGUGCUUUGCAUUUAAAUUUUCUACAGUACAUCACGAUAUACUACAGUACAUUUAUAUACCCUAAGGUGUUGAUCCUCAUGUUAUGUGCAGUGUUUGUUGAUCCUGGUGGUACAUAAAGGACAGUUACUCCACAAAGGAAGGCUGCAAGCUGGUUAAUUGUGAGUUUUGUCCUUAGUUUUCUCAUUUGACGGCUGAAAAUUUAGUGUCUGUGAGGCAUUAUAUCUAUUAACUCAUUUAUUAGAUAUUUAUUACAUUCAUCUUCUAUUUAUUAUGUUAGAUAUUUAGUAUAUUUAUCUCCUAUUUAUUUCGUUAGUUUAUGGAACUGUAGGAUAAUAUUGUUGUUCACAAAAUACUUGUCAUUGGAUGAAGCAAUUUGCAAAACAUUUAUUUACUUAUUUUUUCAACCAUUCCCAGCUUGUUUACUGAAUGUGUGAGGUGUGGCUGGCAAGUGUUGUGUUGCAGUGGUGCAGUGCAACACUGUCUGUGUCCUCUCAUCCAUUCCUAUAGAUAUGCUGCCACAGUAAUGCUGUGUCAAAUACGGGUUGUCUUCAUUUGCGUGCGCGUGCUCGUGUGUGUGUGUGUGUGUGUGUGUGUGUGUGUGUGUGUGUGUGUGUGUGUGUGUGUGUGUGUGCACGCAUAUAAUUAUUGAAAGGUAUAUUAUACAGUGGUAAGAUACAAUUAAGUGAAUAUGCAUUGGGACCAACAGUUGUUGAGUUAGGGUUGUGCCUGGCAGGGGCAGGCAGCAGCAGACAUGUGCAGCUGUGAUGGCUUGUCAAGUAUCAGUCCAUUGUACAAUACAGUACCCAGAGUAGCUGUAACCCAGAGCGGUUCAUUGCUGUGAAUGGCAGGAAGUGAGAUGAAUAGAGUGUAGUUCUAUAUGAAUUUGUGCUGAAAAUGUACUUGUAUGAUAUUCCUUGUUUAGCAAUGUUGAAAUAUCAUCAAUGAAUAGCCAAACACCAAGAGUGAAUUACAAUAGCAGUAGUUGGGAACAAUAAAAGUAAACAUUGAU
Messenger RNA from Portunus trituberculatus (swimming crab), 4815 nucleotides. Its product is annotated as UDP-xylose and UDP-N-acetylglucosamine transporter-like. Bases 787 to 1917 code for a protein of 376 amino acids. Lineage: Eukaryota; Metazoa; Arthropoda; Malacostraca; Decapoda; Portunidae. The transcript has 8 exons. The record is from RefSeq and is a predicted model, not a curated record. Gene Ontology annotation, biological process: transmembrane transport. Gene Ontology annotation, molecular function: UDP-xylose transmembrane transporter activity; UDP-N-acetylglucosamine transmembrane transporter activity. Gene Ontology annotation, cellular component: endoplasmic reticulum membrane; Golgi membrane.